CGGCCCCGGACUCCACUUCCCGGCAUACAGUGCGGCCCGAGGGGGGCGGGACUCCAUCUCCCAGCAGGCUCCAGGCGGCGGGUGCCGCGGUGCCUUGUGUGGGAUGCCGCCGCCCGCCGCCAUGGGGCUGAAGGCCGCCCAGAAGACGCUGUUCCCGCUGCGCUCCAUCGACGAUGUGGUGCGCCUGUUUGCUGCGGAGCUGGGCCGAGAAGAGCCGGACCUGGUGCUCCUCUCCUUGGUACUGGGCUUUGUGGAGCAUUUCCUGGCUGUCAACCGUGUCAUCCCCACCAACGUGCCCGAGCUCACCUUCCAGCCCAGUCCUGCGCCCGACCCUCCCGGUGGCCUCACCUACUUCCCGGUGGCCGACCUGUCCAUCAUCGCUGCCCUCUAUGCCCGCUUCACCGCCCAGAUCCGCGGCGCCGUCGACCUGUCCCUUUACCCGCGAGAGGGGGGCGUCUCAAGCCGAGAACUGGUGAAGAAGGUCUCGGAUGUCAUAUGGAACAGCCUCAGCCGCUCGUACUUCAAGGACCGGGCCCACAUCCAGUCCCUCUUCAGCUUCAUCACAGGUACUAAACUGGACAGCUCAGGUGUGGCUUUUGCAGUGGUGGGGGCCUGCCAGGCCCUGGGUCUCCGGGAUGUCCACCUGGCCCUGUCAGAGGAUCACGCCUGGGUAGUGUUUGGGCCCAAUGGGGAACAGACAGCUGAAGUCACCUGGCAUGGCAAAGGCAACGAGGACCGCCGGGGUCAGACCGUCAAUGCAGGAGUGGCUGAGCGGAGCUGGCUGUACCUGAAAGGAUCAUACAUGCGCUGCGACCGCAAGAUGGAGGUGGCCUUCAUGGUGUGCGCCAUCAACCCUUCCAUUGACCUGCACACCGACUCCUUGGAGCUGCUGCAGCUGCAGCAGAAGCUGCUCUGGCUGCUCCAUGACCUGGGACAUCUGGAAAGGUACCCCAUGGCACUAGGGAACCUGGCAGAUCUGGAGGAGCUGGAGCCCACUCCUGGCCGGCCAGACCCACUCACCCUCUACCACAAGGGCAUUGCCUCAGCCAAGACCUACUACCGGGAUGAGCACAUCUACCCCUACAUGUACCUGGCUGGCUACCACUGUCGCAACCGCAAUGUGCGCGAAGCCCUGCAGGCCUGGGCUGACACGGCCACUGUCAUCCAGGACUACAACUACUGCCGGGAGGAUGAGGAGAUCUACAAGGAGUUCUUUGAAGUCGCCAAUGAUGUCAUCCCCAACUUGCUGAAAGAGGCAGCCAGCUUGCUGGAGGCUGGCGAGGAGCGGCCAGGGGAGCAGAGCCAGGGUACCCAGAGCCAGGGUUCUGCUCUCCAGGACCCCGAGUGCUUCGCCCACCUGCUGCGAUUCUACGAUGGCAUCUGCAAAUGGGAGGAGGGCAGCCCCACGCCUGUGCUGCACGUGGGCUGGGCCACCUUCCUUGUGCAGUCUCUGGGCCGCUUCGAGGGACAGGUGCGGCAGAAGGUGCACAUAGUGAGCCGAGAUGCUGAGGCAGCGGAGGCUGAGGAGCCCUGGGGUGAGGAAGCUAGAGAAGGCCGGCGGCGGGGCCCGCGGAGGGAGUCCAAGCCGGAGGAGCCACCACCGCCCAAGAAGCCAGCUCUGGACAAGGGUCCUGGUUCAGGCCAGGGUGCGGGGUCGGGACCUCCCCGAAAACCCCCAGGUACAGUCCCUGGCACUGCGCGGGGCCCUGACGGUGGCAGCGCAGCUCAGGGGUCAGCGCUCCCCUCGUCACCGCCGCCCGAGGGCCCCGUGCUCACUUUCCAGAGCGAGAAGAUGAAGGGCAUGAAGGAGCUGCUUGUGGCCACCAAAAUCAACUCGAGCGCCAUCAAGCUGCAACUCACGGCUCAGUCACAAGUGCAGAUGAAGAAGCAGAAGGUGUCCACACCCAGCGAUUACACUCUUUCUUUCCUCAAGAGGCAGCGCAAGGGCCUCUGAACUGCUGGGGACUUAUGAACAGCCCACGGGGACCCAGGCCCCGCCCUCAGUGCGAGGGGAUACUUCACCCCAGCCCCACACCCAGCGCCAGGCUCCGCCCCCGGGCCUCACCCCUACCUGGAACUCUAGGUCCCAGAUUUACAGACUACACACCCCGGCACCCGAACCUACGAUUUGCUCCAGCUCGGAACCCAGGGCCCUGUCUUGGUUAGAAUGUAGGUCCCAUCUUCCAGAAUCCCAGCUGGCCAACUGGAAUCCUGGCCCCACCUUGGAACGGAAGCGCAGACCCCAGGCCAGACGGUGUUGCUCAGGGUUUCUCCCAGUUCCCCUAACUCAAGGAGCACAGAUCCUGCCUCCACCAUGAGACGAAGGACCCUACUCGGCCCCUGGGAAUACGUUUCCGUACUUAAGAACUCCAUCCCUUGGGAAUUCAAAUCCUCAACCCCAAAGAACUUAAAUCCCAUUGCCAGAAUUUGGGAAUCCUAGCUUCCUCGCCUCCCUGUCCCAAGAGUCUGGACGCGAAGCUCCGCCCCUAGCCUGUGUGGCCCCUGAGCCCCGCCCUCUUCCUGAGCAAGCUGGCCCCAGAUCAGAGCAGGACCUCUUCCGACCCCCUGGGAACCUCUCCGAGGUCCCGCCUAUCUCUGGGGAGCCAGGAGGAAGUCUGCAGGGGGUUGGGAGUGGGUGAAGGGGACCUGGGCUCUUCCUGUUUUGUACAUAGAUCUAUUUUUCAGUUCCAAGGAAGAUGAAUACAUUUUGUU
This is a messenger RNA of Sciurus carolinensis (gray squirrel), 2712 nucleotides long. RefSeq names its product menin 1 (gene Men1). The record is from RefSeq and is a predicted model, not a curated record. The coding region runs from base 104 to 1954 and encodes 616 amino acids. Gene Ontology annotation, cellular component: histone methyltransferase complex; chromatin; nucleus. The transcript is spliced from 10 exons. NCBI's taxonomy places the organism in Eukaryota, Metazoa, Chordata, Mammalia, Rodentia, Sciuridae. Gene Ontology annotation, biological process: negative regulation of cell population proliferation; negative regulation of cell cycle; regulation of transcription by RNA polymerase II. Gene Ontology annotation, molecular function: Y-form DNA binding; transcription cis-regulatory region binding; chromatin binding.